This is a messenger RNA of Drosophila innubila, 878 nucleotides long. RefSeq names its product circadian clock-controlled protein. The record is from RefSeq and is a predicted model, not a curated record. NCBI's taxonomy places the organism in Eukaryota, Metazoa, Arthropoda, Insecta, Diptera, Drosophilidae. The transcript is spliced from 3 exons. Bases 59 to 841 code for a protein of 260 amino acids.
CCUCCAAAACUAUAAAAACGCCCUGAACAAUCGGGCAACAGUUUAGUUUCGGUUCGCGAUGCACCUGAUGAAAAUGUUCAAACCCAAUCGUGUUGUUGCCUUGAAUCUUUUGUGGAUCUGCGGUGUCGUCGCCGAGGGAUUCAUUCCCUCGUCAAUCAAACGCUGUCAUCUGGGUGAUGAGGCGUGCUACAAGACGCAAGCGCAAAACUAUUUGGAGUAUUAUAAAUAUGGUAUUCCCGAGCAUAAUGUGCCCAGCAUUGAACCCCUCAAGAUUGGCACACUACGUUCCCAGAUCGGUGGCAAAGACACGCCGAUGCAACUCAAUUUGUUAAUGACAAACACUUCCGCUCAUCAUUUUGGUAGCUCCAUGGUCGUGAAGAGUCUGACGAUCAUGGCAACGCCCGACGAUUUAUCCAAACCCGCCAAGACGAUCAUGAUCAUGAGCUCACCCUUAAUAGAUGUCACUGCCAACUAUCAUCUUAAGGGGAAAUUCUUGAUCCUACCUAUCGAUAGCAAGGGCCAAGUUAGCAUUAAAUUGCGUCAAGUGGAUGUCAACACGGUCAUUGAUAUGCUGCCGGAGAAGCGAACGGAUGGACUCCACUAUCUGAAGAUCACCGGCUAUAAAAUGACGGUCGAAACUGGCAGUGGUAGCUUCAAUAUGACGAACCUGUUCAAAGAUCCAGCGCUAAGCGAAAGCACCAUCAAGGUGUUCAACGACGAGUACAAGACAUUCUCAAAAGAAUUGGAGCCGAAGAUCAUGGAGGCAGCUACUCGAGCCACGAGGGAAACACUGCAAAAGGUGUUCGAUAUUAUACCAUUUGAUGAUUUCUUUUUAAAAUAAAUAAAUUUGGGCUAGACUUUUUGGAUUGUAUCCUAAA